AUGCCACACUUCCCAGCAGAAAUCACAAACGAAUUUGAAGUUGUCGAUGACAUUAACUUUGGAUUCUUCGGAGUUGUCUACAAAGUUAGAAGAAUUGGUAAUCGCUAUUUAGCUGACAAUAAGAUCUAUGCAAUGAAAACUGUUGUAAAACAGUAUGGAGAUGUAAAGAGCUGAAAAGAUGUGGAAACAGAAAUUAAAAUUCUUUCUGAGUUGAAUAACCCAUAUCUUCUCCACUUAGAAAGGAGAAUUGACCAAGACAAUAAAGUUUACAUGAUUAUAGAUUACUGUGAAAACCAUGAUCUGCUUAAACUAAUAGUUGACCAGAUUCAAAUUGGCCAACCCUUUGCGGAAAGUGAAAUUUGAAAAUAUUUUAUUCAAAUCUGCUUUGGCUUAGAAUGCAUGCACUCAAACGGCUAUAUCCAUAGAGACAUAAAGCCAGAAAAUAUUUUACUAGACAAAAACAACAAUGUUAAGAUUGGAGAUUUCGGGCUUUCCAGGUAUCUAACUACCUCAUCUGUGGAGGGACGCCUUUUUACUAUUCUCCAGAAAUGUGAAGAGGAGUUCUCCCAUCCAAAGAAAGCGACAUAUGGGCUCUUGGGAACGUUUUAUAUUUCCUUUGCCAGUUUGAGCAUCCAUUUGAAGGAAAUGCUUAUAAAGUUCAGAAUGAAAGACACCGACCUAUUAGAGAUUAUUACUCGAAUGAGCUUAAGUAUAUAG
Molecule: messenger RNA, 717 nt
Organism: Blepharisma stoltei
Lineage: Eukaryota; Ciliophora; Heterotrichea; Heterotrichida; Blepharismidae
Source: the annotation of a GenBank genome assembly